Elgaria multicarinata webbii is the source of this 417-nucleotide messenger RNA. RefSeq names its product small nuclear ribonucleoprotein polypeptide G (gene SNRPG). NCBI's taxonomy places the organism in Eukaryota, Metazoa, Chordata, Lepidosauria, Squamata, Anguidae. Gene Ontology annotation, cellular component: U5 snRNP; U4 snRNP; catalytic step 2 spliceosome. Gene Ontology annotation, biological process: spliceosomal snRNP assembly; mRNA splicing, via spliceosome. Bases 75 to 305 code for a protein of 76 amino acids. Gene Ontology annotation, molecular function: RNA binding. The record is from RefSeq and is a predicted model, not a curated record. The transcript is spliced from 4 exons.
GCCACCAGACGGCGCUGGCGGGAGAGUGAGAGAGAGACGUUUGUUGUAGCAGCGGCUGGUCGUGAGGAGACACGAUGAGCAAAGCGCACCCGCCGGAGCUCAAGAAAUUUAUGGACAAGAAGCUAUCAUUGAAAUUAAAUGGCGGCCGGCACGUCCAAGGGAUAUUAAGAGGAUUUGAUCCAUUUAUGAAUCUCGUAAUAGACGAGUGUGUGGAAAUGGCACAGGGUGGACAACAGAACAACAUAGGGAUGGUGGUAAUACGAGGAAACAGCAUUAUUAUGCUAGAAGCCUUGGAACGAGUCUAAAUGAACCAGUGGGUCUUGCUGCAGUGAAGAUGUCUUUUUGUAUUGUGGAUUCUAUUUGUAUUGUGGAUUCUACAUGCCUUGUGUGUUUUUUAAAUAAAUUGUUAAAAUUGUA